CCAAAUUCUUAUAAAAUAGUCGAGCUCAAAUAUGCUGACUAUUUUGACUGUGAAUGGUCAAAUUCUGUUUAUGUUAUUGAUUUUAUUAGCUUAAUUAACAAAUGAAAUGGUUUUGGGACAAUCGCUUAUCGUCAUAUUGACAGCUUUGACAGUGUCCAUUUGCUCAGAUCCAGAUGUAGAUCCACAGAUACUAUACACAACUGAAGCCUUCUAUACGCCCUUAUUGCUUAAUCGAACUGGAUGGUCAUUUGGUGGUGUACCAGUCACCCAAUUAGAGGUGAUGCCUUCGUUGAGUGGUCAUGCCGAUCUGCUUAAUUGGAUGUUCUACUUUCGCCGGCCAAACUCACCGAUUGGUUUCAUAUAUGGCACCCCACCACUCAAUGACGAUGGUGACAUAGACAUUGAUCUUGUCAUACUGAACCGUGUCACCUUUAACACGACCAGCUACCGAUUAAAAUAUCGAAUACUCAAUCGAGAUGAGAUCUACAAGUUUCAAGUGGAGAUGAAAUUCUUUGAUAUGGACAUUGAAGACUUUUUCAAUGGUGGCAUGCUGACCACAGUUCAAGAUAUUUUUGCAAAUCGUUUAUGGCAGAGUGGUGAUCACAACGCUAACUCAGUAUACGUAACUCAAGUUGCCCGGCCGAUUCAUGUAGGCGGGAGAUUUCCGCUCGAUCCAAGCGAGAAAGAAUGUGUGGUCAUUCGAGUGGGCUGUAACCAUAAUUUCACUCAGCAAUUGUAUCGACUGGAAAGCGAAGUUCGUCAGAUCAAAAACCGUGAUCCAUGUCCCAAACACUACAAGGCUACCACCGUUGAGUAUGUGUUCCGAGAACGAAAAUUACACGUAGAUUGGUGUAGUUUCAAAUUAAUUAGCCCGUCGACAAUUGAAUGAAUCCCGUUUCAGAUCUCAUAUACAAUCUACUCAAGAAAGUUGAUCAAAUGUAGAAUAUUAUAACACAUUAUAAUUUAGAAUUCGACAUGAAUUAUUUUAUGUCUAAAUAUAGCAAAAACAUAAUUUACUUGGAUGAAGGUAGAUGGCAUUGUGACACUUUGUUUGUAAACUUACAUCCUAUGAACGGGACACUAAUACAGUCACAUGUUCAUAUGAAAUAGCGUGAAGUUAUAUUUUAUUAUUAUGGCUACAUCAGAUAAUAAUAAAGGCGAUUAUGAAGA
Molecule: messenger RNA, 1170 nt
Organism: Dermatophagoides farinae (American house dust mite)
Lineage: Eukaryota; Metazoa; Arthropoda; Arachnida; Sarcoptiformes; Pyroglyphidae
Gene: Scgalpha
Product: sarcoglycan alpha
Cellular component (GO): sarcoglycan complex
Source: RefSeq, a predicted model, not a curated record